This is a messenger RNA of Fusarium coffeatum, 1137 nucleotides long. RefSeq lists its product as uncharacterized. Bases 1 to 1137 code for a protein of 378 amino acids. The transcript is spliced from 5 exons. Gene Ontology annotation, molecular function: nucleotide binding. The record is from RefSeq and is a predicted model, not a curated record. Lineage: Eukaryota; Fungi; Ascomycota; Sordariomycetes; Hypocreales; Nectriaceae.
AUGUCACCUAUCAAAGUCGGCGUUGUCGGCUAUGGCAACUCCGGCCAAACCUUCCAUCUACCUUUCAUCACGGCGAUACCGGACUUUCAACUCGUAGCUAUCUUGCAACGCGCUGAAGCCCCAGCAGAUCCAUCAUCUGCACCAAAAGGAUCUCACUGCACGGUCGACUUUCCCAACAUCAAGCACUAUCGUGAAGCCGACGAGUUCUUCGCCGACUCUGAGAUCCAGUUUGUUGUGGUUGUUACGCAUCAUGAUACGCAUGGGAAAUUUGCUGAGCAGGCGCUCCGCGCUGGAAAGCACGUGAUCGUGGAUAAGCCUUUUACUAUGACCUCCGAGGAAGCAGAUAAGGUGAUCAAGGUUGCUGAGGAAAAGGGCCUUAUCGUCACUUGUUUCCAGAACCGACGAUGGGACGCCGAUUUCAGAACACUCAGCCAUCUAAUCGAAAAGGGCGCACUGGGUGAUAUCAAGGAGGCCGAACUACAUUAUGACUUCGAGUCGCCAUCAUGGAUGUCCAGUAUGGGAAAGAAGUUUACUCCAGGCUCUGGCAUGUCCUACGGUCUCGGCACACACAGUCUAGACCAAGCUCUCGUCCUCUUCGGCCGACCAAAGUCUGUGACCGGUUUCUUCCGUGUACAGCGCGAUGCCGAGAGUGAAGUUGAGGACUCUUUCACGAUCAUCCUCCAGUACGACGGCGCGCAGAAGGAUCUCCUCGUCACGGUCAAGACAGCGGUUGUCACGCCCAUGGAUCAACAGCUCAAACAGCUUGUUCGCGGAACAAAGGGCUCAUUCAUCAAGUUCCAACAACGCAGCACCUGUAUAACAGAAGACCACAUUGCCGCAGGUCUCAAACCCACCGACGAAGGGUUUGGCGUCGAAUAUGAGAGCAUGCGAGGUGUUCUGAGCACAUACGAAGAGUUCGACAGUAAAGUGCAGGACUGGGAUGAAGCUUCAAGAAAGUAUGUUGGUCGCUACCCGACUCUUCCUAGUCGAUGGAUGGGGCUUUAUGAGAAUGUUGCCGAUGCUAUCAAUGGGAAGGCUGAGUUGAUUGUCAAACCUACGCAGUCGCGCGAUGUGCUGAGGGUGAUUGAGCUGGCGAGGGAGUCCCAUGAGAAGGGUGCUACUGUUCCAUGGUCAUGA